CUGUACGCUUUGAAGACCCACGCUCCAUCAGUACAGGCGAGGCACUGUGCCACGAAACACACACACACACACUAUCCAUCGAACGUACAGUUCCCCCCGCCACAGAUGAAGGUCUUACUGCUCCACGUUUCCUUGGUCUUGCUCCUUGCUGGGUCAACAUGGUCCCAGUGUAUACAAAGAUCUUACCGGAAUGUGAAUGACUGUUUGGCCAAGAGGAUAUUUGCCCCGGUGUGUGGAACCGACGGCUGCACUUACCCCAAUGAAGACGUUCUGAACUGCGCCGUGGCUGAAGACCGGGCGAAUUUACCAGAAGACCAGGUGGUUCGAAUCGCCUUUUUCGGAAGGUGUGAAGACAAGGUUUCCAGCGUUGCACUGAAUAUGAAGGAGGGCGAGGAGAGGUCGAAGGAAGGAGAGGACGAGAUGAAAGAAGGAGAAAAGGCAAUGACCGAGGGAAUGGAAGAGGAGAAAGAGGAAGGAUCCUCAAACAGACUUUUCCCGUGAACAUGGCAUUGCGCUUUUCGACCGUCACUUUUAUCCUCCGAAUUUCUCUACUGCCUCCCCUUCGCUUUCUUUAUGAUAUUUAUUGUCUGUUUUAUCUCUGAACUCCGAGCAAUGUAUUUACAUUUGAAAGUGUGAAUCUUCACCGAUGUAUCAUAUAUAUACAAGUAAUAGAUAAUAUUUUGUUCUC
Molecule: messenger RNA, 688 nt
Organism: Penaeus chinensis
Lineage: Eukaryota; Metazoa; Arthropoda; Malacostraca; Decapoda; Penaeidae
Exons: 4
Coding region: 106-501 (131 amino acids)
Molecular function (GO): protein binding
Source: RefSeq, a predicted model, not a curated record